Molecule: messenger RNA, 846 nt
Organism: Amphimedon queenslandica
Lineage: Eukaryota; Metazoa; Porifera; Demospongiae; Haplosclerida; Niphatidae
Exons: 5
Coding region: 1-846 (281 amino acids)
Molecular function (GO): protein binding
Source: RefSeq, a predicted model, not a curated record
AUGUUUAUUGAAGAUUUUGACUCUGACCUUGAAACAGAAUUGAGCUUGAUAAAAAAUCUUCAAGGUGUCAUGCGCCUCAUUAGGAAAAAAUGCAGUCUUGCUAAUAUUGUGAUCCUUGAAGCUGUUGUUGAGCACUUUGAGAUUGAUGAUGCUCAGAAAUACAUCAAUGAUUACAAGAGGGAAAUUGAUGAAUCAUGUUGUAAUUUAUCAGUUGAUUUGUGCUUGAAUCAGCCAUUUGAUGUAGUUAGGGCCAGUCCUCCUCUUAAAUGUGAAACGGCUACUUAUGUACUUGGAUGGGAAGCUACUGAGCAUAAGCUGAAGGAUGUCACAGAUAUUGUAUCAAAAUCUUCUGGAAAAUUUGUGAAGUUGGUCGACAUCAAAACAUCAUACAGAAUCAGAAGAGGAAUAAAAAUGGAAAUAGAUCAUUUGCAAUUGUUAUUAACAAAUAAAAGUGGUUUACUGGAUCAGAGUGAAUCAUUAAUAGGUAUUAAGAGAGAAAUAGCUGAUCUACAAGAACAGAUAUCAUUAAUGAGUGAACAUAUACUAAAUAAAAGAGAAGAGAAUAAAAAAAAAUAUAGAGAUAUAAUGAGAAUGAAUAAACCAACAGAAGAAUCUUUUUUUAUUGCUCGUUAUGACUAUCAUGCAAUAGCAAGUGAUGAAAUAUCAUUCAGUGAGGGAGAGCAAAUUAGGAUAUAUGAGAAGGAGGGCUUUUUUUAUUGGAAAGGAAGAUCCUUGGUGUCUGGUGAUGAAGGAUUUAUUCCUAGCAGUUGUGUUUACUCAAAGUUGGAGUCACUUCAACUAUUAGAGUUUCUACUGUCAGUUGAAGAAGAGUGCCUGGCAAUGUAG